UAUUAUUUUUCAUACUAUUCAUAAUUGUCUGACUAAUUUCGAUGAAAAAAAAUAUGUUUAAAAUUAUAAAAAAACUAAUUUCGUUUUUUAAAUGUUUAUAUAAUUUGUAUACAUUUAUUUUCUUUAAUUUUUUUGCAAGUAAUCAAUUGGCCUAUCAAACUGAAAUAUCAAGUUCUAAGUCAAAUGACGAGUUGGAACUUAUUAAUCAGAAACAUAAUUCAAUAGUGACAGUAUCUGUAAAAGAUACAAAUAAGGAUAAAGCCAAAAGUCUAUACGAAUAUAAAUGUAGAGCACAGAAAAUUACAAAUGGACAAAACUCGAAUAAAAUAAACAACACACUUCCAAGCGAUGAGCCGAUCGUGAAAUUAGAAAAUUUUGAUAGUAUUCUUGAAAAAAGUGUUUUUGAUUUGGAACCAGAGGAUUGGGACAUCUUGUACAUGGAAAUGUCGAAACACAUUAAAGCCGAGCCGGAUAUUCUGUGUUAAAAAGAUAAAAAAAAAUUAUGAAUCAAUUAUGAAAAUCAUUAAAGUUAAACAUAACAACAUUUACACAUAAUAUGCGACAUAUUAUAUAUUAAUUUUUCUCU
Acyrthosiphon pisum (pea aphid) is the source of this 586-nucleotide messenger RNA. RefSeq lists its product as uncharacterized. The transcript is spliced from 3 exons. Bases 42 to 485 code for a protein of 147 amino acids. The record is from RefSeq and is a predicted model, not a curated record. Lineage: Eukaryota; Metazoa; Arthropoda; Insecta; Hemiptera; Aphididae.